AUGGAGACUGCUUCAGAGGAGUCAACAAGCUGGUCAAACGCGUACAAAGGCAUAUCCUCUGACAACAUAAAGGGCUUGGUGUUGGCCGUUUCUUCGAGUUUCUUCAUUGGUGCUAGCUUUAUCGUCAAGAAGAAGGGUUUGAAAAAGGCUGGUGCUUCUGGGGUCAGGGCAG
This is a messenger RNA of Ilex paraguariensis (yerba mate), 172 nucleotides long. The record is from the annotation of a GenBank genome assembly. Lineage: Eukaryota; Viridiplantae; Streptophyta; Magnoliopsida; Aquifoliales; Aquifoliaceae.